CUCUGCCAGAGCAGUCGGUGGAAGAGAGUAACCCCUCGUCGCUAGCAUAGACGGACUGAAAAUACAGGUCGAGCAUUACUGGACUCUGGAGAGCUUUGCCACCCGGGUUGCCGUCGAGCAUUUUUUUUCUACUUAAAUUAUUUUUUUGUUUGCAUCCUGACUUCUCCACAUUGAGAGCUGGGGACAUUUGCUUGUCAGCUAACUUCCACAAUAGGUCGCUGCGUCGCCGGACUGCUGCAUAUGUUGUAUUUGAGCUUAACAGUUUGACUCCAGCCCUUCCAGCCGAGCCCAAUGCUGAGGAAUGGAUAGUGUGACUGCUAACGGUGGGAAGAUGGUCGAGAGUGAUGAGCAGCCGGAGAGGGAUAGUGGCGGUGGCGGCGGUGGUGGCGCAGCGAUGGCCGCACUACAUCAAUGCGAACUCAUCCAGAAUAUGAUUGAAAUCUCCAUCUCCAGUUUACAGGGACUACGGACCAAGUGCGCCGCGUCCAACGACCUCACACAGCAAGAAAUCCGCACUUUAGAGGUGAAGCUGAUGAAAUACAUCUGUAAACAGCUGCAGUGCAAGCAGAAAGUGCCAGAGACAGAGAGGCCUGAGGCCCUAGACCGCUAUCCACACUUACGAGACUGGCUACGCACCAUAAACCUGCGACCAGAGACCAUUGAGGCAGUAGCAGCAAAGUUAUCCCUGGAUGCCUUACUGCAGAUGACAGGUGCUCAGGUGAGGGACACAAUGCGAAGACUAGGCUCCAGCUCAGAAGAAUGUGCCAGGCUGAGUGCUGCCCUCUCCUGUCUGAAGAGUGCGACUGAAUCAGGAGGUGAAAUGAGAGAAGAUGCCAGUUUGUGGUUAUCCGAGCCGACAAGAAGGGACAGUGGCUCUCUACUGACUGCAGACCAGCUAACAAACCUGGGGACUCCCCUCCGUGCUCACAGUCCCUCACCUCUCGCCCGCCCAUCCACCAUCCACUCCACUCCAUCCACCCCCAGCGCCACCUUCCCUCAUCCCCGCUCGGGCUCCAUGUCUGCAGCACCCACGCCUGACGCUCUGGCAUCACAUCUCCACUGCGAAAGCCCCCUCACAGAUCCGUUCCCCAUGUCCUUCGCACGCACAGCCCGACUCCAUGGACACACCUCCACCCCACCCAUAACCCCGCCUUCAAAGAGGCGCCACAGACUCAAGCCCCCAUGCACCCCUCCACCUCCGUCCCGCAAAGUGCUGCACCUACUGCCCAACAUCACCCUGACGCGCAGCAAAAGUCACGAGUCCCAGCUCGGCAAUCGUAUCGAGGACCCACCAACCAACAAGUGUGUUAAAAAGAACAAGCUGCUCCUGAAUAUGCAAGUCAAUGGGAAUGGAUGUGAGGACUCACCUUCUCGUUACCCCAUCAUACCUGCACGCACCCCUGGAGUCACCCCAGUAGCCACCCCAGCAGCUUACACCCUGCCCGGCACACCCACCCUGCUAGAAGAACACAGCACCAUAAAGAAUAAUGUAGCAGUGCAUCGCAGCUCCCCACAAGCAGUGAGGAGGGACAUCGGCCUUGCAGUCACACACAGGUUUUCAACCAAGUCCUGGCUGUCACAAACAUGCCAGGUGUGCCAGAAGAAUAUGAUGUUUGGGGUUAAGUGCAAACACUGUCGGUUAAAGUGCCACAACAAAUGCACAAAGGAAGCUCCAUCCUGCAGAAUCUCAUUUCUACCAAUCGCCAAAAUUCGGAGGACUGAGUCUGUUCCUUCAGAUAUAAACAACCCUGUGGACAGGCCGCAAGAAGCACCGCAGUUUGGCACACUACCAAAGGCCAUUACAAAAAAGGAUCAUCCUCCAGUGAUGAACCAGCUUGACUCCAGCAGCAAUCCGUCCUCCACCACCUCGUCCACACCUUCCUCCCCUGCACCUUUUCAGCAGAGCAACCCCCCCAGUGCUACUCCACCACCCAACCCAUCACCCAAAGGCCAUCGGGACAGUCGCUUCAACUUUCCAGAUGUUUCCAGUCCAGCUAAUUUGCACCCUGAUGUCCUACAAGAUACUGUCAAUGAGACGGAGAACCUGGCAGAUGAUAUACACGCGGAGCUGGUAGAAGACGAGGAUGAAGAGGAAGGAGAGGAGGAAAUUGAAGUAGAAGAUGAAGACCCUGAAGCAGAGGAUGACAAUGAAGAAGACGAAGAGGAGAAUGAAGAUGAAGGCGAAGAAGAAGAUGAAGAAGAGGAUAUGAGAAUGAACGUCGGCUCAGAUGGUGAGAUGGAUGGCGACGAACUCGAUGAUCUGCCCAGCUCCAGGGGGAACCAGUGGAAGGGCCCCAUCUCCCGUAAGGCGAGCCAGACCAGUGUUUACCUGCAGGAGUGGGACAUCCCAUUUGAGCAGCUAGACCUCGGAGAACUCAUUGGAAAAGGCCGCUGGGGUAAAGUGCACAAAGGUCGAUGGCAUGGAGAGGUGGCGAUCAGGCUUCUUGAGAUCGACGGGAACAAUCAGGACCAUCUGAAGCUCUUUAAAAAGGAGGUGAUGAACUACAGACAGACGAGGCACGAGAACGUGGUCCUCUUCAUGGGGGCCUGCAUGGCUCCGCCUCACCUAGCCAUCAUCACCAGUUUCUGUAAAGGGAGGACGCUGUAUUCCGUAGUUAGAGACACGAAAAACACGUUGGAUAUCAACAAGACCAGACAAAUUGCUCAGGAGAUUGUAAAGGGAAUGGGCUAUCUGCACGCUAAAGGCAUUGUUCACAAAGACUUGAAGUCCAAGAACGUUUUUCAUGACACCAAUAAAGUGGUGAUCACAGACUUCGGGCUGUUUGGGAUCUCUGGAGUUGUUCAGGAAGGGAGGCGUGAGAACAAACUCAAACUUCCGCAUGGCUGGAUUUGUUAUCUUGCACCAGAGAUUGUGCGCAGGAUGAGUCCAGGUAACAAUGAGGACCGGCUUCCUUUUUCCACAGCAGCAGAUGUGUACGCAUUCGGCACCAUUUGGUAUGAGCUUCAAGCAAGAGACUGGCCAAUAACCAACCAGCCUGUAGAAGCUACCAUCUGGCAGGUGGGGAGCGGAGAGGGCAUAAAGAAGGUCUUGGCAGAGAUCAGCCUCGGCAAGGAGGUCACUGAGAUCCUGUCUGCCUGCUGGGCGUACGACCUGAGAGAGAGGCCGACCUUCACCCAGCUGGCCGACAUGCUGGAGAAGCUGCCCAAACUUAACCGCAGGCUGUCUCACCCAGGACACUUCUGGAAGUCUGCAGAGUUGUAGCGGUCACUCUGAAUCAUAAGCAAUGCAAAACAAAGCCUGGGUCUGCCUUGCAUGCUCCUGUAUCCUUAACUCUUACAGGAUUGAUCAAAGCAUUGCCUCUGCCUGCAACAGACACUGCUUCAACUAAUCACCAGUCUGAUCUUCCAUGUCUAACUGUCGCGUCUUUUUUUUUUUUUUUUUUUCUUGUCUGGAAGAGAGGAAUCGUCAGAAUGAGGCUUUCCCACCUUUAAUAUCUCUUUGCCUUCCUUUUGCUUUUGUUUUGUAUCAUUGUGCGGGACUCUGAAACUGGUUUUCUGUGCUGGGACUGACUGGUGUGCUGAUGGCUCCCCUCUUCUCUGUGCUGCUGUGAUGUUCUUCCCUGGACCACAUGGCUCUUUUUCUCUCUAAAAUACACAUGCACAUACACACUGCUGGACAUAAAAAUGGACCCCACUACCAAAUGGACUGCUUCAUUUUUUGUGUUUCCCCCCCGAGGGGUUGACACAUGUUUGACAGGCUGCUUGAGUGAUGUUUUCAAACCGACUGCCUCUCUGCUCCUCUCUCUUUGUUUUUAAUGUUUGUGUGACGGCAUGUGCACACCAGCUCAUGUUUACACACAGUAUGCACUUUGUCAUCAGUAAAAAACGGUUAUAAAAUCUUUUUGUUGUUUAGUUUGGUUUUGGAUAGUCAUAUUUGCAGUGUUUUAUUUCCCUCAGGAGGCUUGGACAGUGUGAUAUGCUCACUUUGUAUGUUGUCUUUAUGGAGUAUAACCUGCUAAAUUCACUGUAUGUUGAAUGAUUUUCAUAAAAAGGGCACUGAUGAAAGGUUUUGUACACUUAAUGAAGUUUAAAUGAAAAGAAAACGGUGAAAUAUUCCCUUCAUCUUUCACAAUCCACACAGGGAAUAGAACAAUGCUGGUUAUUUAUGAUUAAAGAGUUUUUAAUAAUAAUAUCCAUCCAUUGAGUGUAAAGUGCACCUUAUAAAGAUAUAACUUAUUUUGAAAGAUCCGUCUUUGAUGAAGAGGAGUGAUUUCAUUCUCUGCGCAAAAAAAGAUAAAUCAGGAACCUGGCGCAAAGUGUCCUAUAUCUUCCUAAGACAUUACCUCUUGUGCGCGCUUGUGUGUACUGUUUGUGAUCUUUGGCUUCAGUUGGCGUGCUUGUAUUAAUGUGUCGUGUGUGGGUGCAUGUGCGACCGGGUGAGCAUCCUGUGUUGGAAUACGUAGGGUUGGUUUUCGUGAAAGACUGCAGUAAAUGUCGUGUUGCAAAUCCAAGGGUAUGUAAUGUACAUACAUUAUUUAAUGUAUAGCAAAUGAACCGGAUUCUUCUAAUAUUUGUACAAACAUUUUCUAUGUAAAAUACAUCACGACAUUUUUCAAUAGGUACUGCUGUGGCUAUUACAGAUGUGUAUAUAUAUUUAUAUUUUUUUCAUGUAUAAAAUACUGUGUAUAAAAGCUGUACAAUUUUUUAGAAUGGGCCAAUACAUGUUUUUUAUGUUAUUGUAAAAUUCAUAUUUUUGUAUUGCAUGCGACUACCAUUCUGUACACGCAGUUUCUGUUUUCAUCCAUGAAAGACAAUAAA
Molecule: messenger RNA, 4779 nt
Organism: Cheilinus undulatus (humphead wrasse)
Lineage: Eukaryota; Metazoa; Chordata; Actinopteri; Labriformes; Labridae
Gene: ksr1a
Product: kinase suppressor of ras 1a
Exons: 20
Coding region: 302-3223 (973 amino acids)
Biological process (GO): protein phosphorylation
Molecular function (GO): ATP binding; protein kinase activity
Source: RefSeq, a predicted model, not a curated record